Molecule: messenger RNA, 805 nt
Organism: Arabidopsis thaliana (thale cress)
Lineage: Eukaryota; Viridiplantae; Streptophyta; Magnoliopsida; Brassicales; Brassicaceae
Product: Ribosomal protein L36e family protein
Exons: 4
Coding region: 144-470 (108 amino acids)
Biological process (GO): translation
Cellular component (GO): ribosome
Molecular function (GO): structural constituent of ribosome
Source: RefSeq, marked reviewed
GGAAAUAUAGAAAGAAGGUCUCAAAAAUCACUAAACCCUAAUCUCUUUAUUUUGGAGAAGACUAUAAAAUCGAUUUUCUCUCACAAAUCUUAUUCUCUUUCGACUUCAGUGGCGGCGCAUUCAGAGAUUCAAACUCAGAGAAAAUGGUGGCGACAGGCUUAUUCGUGGGGCUAAACAAAGGACACGUUGUUACCAAACGCGAGCAACCUCCUCGCCCUAACAACAGAAAAGGGAAAACAAGCAAAAGGACUAUUUUUAUCAGGAAUCUCAUCAAGGAAGUUGCGGGUCAAGCUCCCUAUGAGAAGAGGAUCACUGAGCUUUUGAAGGUUGGUAAAGACAAGAGAGCUCUUAAAGUUGCCAAGCGAAAGUUGGGAACUCACAAGAGAGCUAAACGAAAGAGAGAGGAGAUGUCCAGUGUUCUCCGCAAGAUGAGGUCUGGUGGUGCUGGUGCAUCCGAGAAGAAGAAGUGAUGCGCUGACUCUGGUUCAGCGCUCUGUUUCUUCUAAACCAGUUUUCUGUUUUUUGAAUUUUUUGCAGUACCUUGUGUUUCCUUUGGAUAUUUUGUAGCAGAGAUAAUUAAAUGUUAAAACGAAACCAUUAUGACUUUUGAGCCAGUUGUCUUCGGGUGUGGCUAUGUCCGGUCCAAUCUGGUUUGAAACGAGUUUUUCUUGACCCCAUUUUGUAGUCUUUCAUAAAUUGGUCCUACUUCGAGAUUUCAAAUAUUCGUUACAAUGAUGAUUUGCAUAAUCGAUGUUGAUGUGCUUGAAAGUUGCAAAUGUUGGUGAUCUUUUUAAGUAGUGAGCUA